AGGUGCCUCCGGCAAUGAGGCACUUUUUGUAUUUAUCACGUCCAAGUCACCAGAUCGCUCGUAAUUUGGUGGUCAACCACAACAAAGUAAUUGUUCCUAACAAAUUUUCAAACUCUCCAAUAUUUGUGAGAUAUUUGUCAAAUAUUCAGAACUUGAACGCAUCUAAAAUCAUGAAAGAUAAAUUUAUGUAUCCUAUUGCAAAAAAGGAUGAAAAAAUUGAGGAUAAUUUUCAUGGCACCAAAAUUAAAGAUGUUUACCGUUGGCUAGAGGAUCCAAAUGGCGAUGAUACACAAAAAUUUGUGGACGCUCAAAACAAUAUCAGCCAACCAUUUCUUGAAGGCUGUGAUAAAUGGGAAAAGUUUAAUGCAAAGCUCACAAAAUUGUGGAACUAUCCCAAAUAUGGGUGUCCAAUGAAAUAUGGAGAUUAUUAUUACUAUUUUAUGAACACCGGCUUGCAAAAUCAGAGCGUUUUGUAUCAGCAGAAGUCUUUAAAAGGCGAAAGCAAAGUAUUUCUCGAUCCAAACAGUUUAUCUGCAGAUGGUACGAUCGCUUUAACCCAGAAAUCUUUUUCUGAUGAUGGUAACUACAUGGCCUACGGUUUGAGUGAAAGUGGCUCAGAUUGGAUAAAGAUUCGCAUUCGAAAUGCAGAAACUGGUGAAGAUUUUCCUGAAAUUUUAGAUAAAGUGAAGUUUACCGAAAUAUCAUGGACAAAAGACAACAAAGGUUUCUUUUAUGGGAGAUACCCAGACCAAGAUGGCACAACCGAUGGCUCCGAAACCAAACAAAACGAAAACCAAAAAUUAUAUUAUCAUCGCAUUGGCGAAAGUCAGGAUAAUGAUGUUCUGGUUGCAGAAUUUCCAGAAGAACCCUCAUGGCGCAUACAAUCUGUGGUAUCUGACUGUGGAAAGUAUUUGAUUUUGGCAAUAGUUAAGGACUGCCGUGAUAAUAUUGUGUAUUAUGCGGACCUCGACGCAGGAAAGGACAUUACCUCAAAAUUGAAUGUUAAAAAAAUUGUCACAAAAUUUGAAUCCGACUACGAUUACAUAACUAAUGAAGGAUCCAAAGUAUAUUUUCGAACAAAUAAAAAUGCGCCGAACUACCGAGUAAUAAUUAUUGAUUUUGAGAAUCCCGACGAAAAAAAUUGGACCACUCUUGUUUCGGAACACGAAAAAGAUGUCUUGGACUGGGUAAAAUGCGUUAGUGGGAAUAAGCUUCUGCUUUGCUAUAUAAGAGACGUGAAAAGCAUUUUGCAAGUUCAUGCACUUGAAACUGGAGAGUUAACACAGCAGUUUGAUUUAGACAUUGGAACUAUUGUAGGCACCUCGGGAAAAAAGAAAUAUUCGGAAAUAUUUUACAAUUUCUCGUCAUUCCUCAAUCCUGGCACAAUCUACCAUUACGACUUUUCAAAACCAGAUAAGAAACCUGAAAUCUUUCGAAAAAUUGAACUAAAUUUGGAAGGCUUCCGACAAGAUGACUAUAAAGUUGAACAAAUUUUUUACAAUAGCAAAGAUGGCACUAAAAUACCAAUGUUCAUAAUUCGAAAGAAACGCGAAACCAUAAAGCCUCGACCCUGCCUUCUGUACGGCUAUGGAGGUUUUAAUAUUAGUAUGCUGCCCUCUUUUGGACUGACUGGUCUUAUGUUUGUAGAUACUUUCGAUGGCGUGCUGGCCUAUCCAAAUAUACGUGGCGGCGGGGAAUACGGCGAAAAGUGGCACAAUGAAGGACGAUUGCUUAAUAAGCAAAAUGUUUUCGACGAUUUUCAGGCAGCUGCUGAGUAUUUAGUUGACAACAAGUACACGACGAAAGACCGAUUAGCUAUUCAGGGCGGAUCUAAUGGUGGUUUACUAGUCGGAGCCUGUAUAAAUCAACGUCCCGAUCUAUUUGGAGCAGCCAUUGCACAAGUUGGGGUAAUGGAUAUGCUACGUUUUCAUAAGUUUACCAUUGGACAUGCAUGGUGCUCUGAUUAUGGAAAUCCUUCAGAAAAGGACCAUUUUGAGAAUCUAUACAAAUUUUCACCUCUGCACAAUGUCCAUACGCCAUGUGGAACGGAUAAGGAAUACCCCUCUACAUUAAUACUGACCGCUGACCACGAUGAUCGCGUUAGUCCAUUACAUUCGUUGAAGUUUAUUGCCGCACUUCAAGAGGCUGUACGUGCCUCAGAUGUUCAGAAGAACCCAUUGUUAUUGCGCGUUUACAAGAAAGCUGGCCACGGCGCUGGAAAGCCGACGUCUAAAAGAAUUGAGGAAUCCACUGAUAUUCUAACAUUUAUGUACAAAAGCCUAAACAUUGAUGUAGUUAAUUUGUAAACUUUGCCAAUGGUGUUCAACAAGUUUUCUACCGUGUGGAAUUUUCACCCACAAUGUAACCAAUAAAUAUGUAUCUUCAUUAAACAUUUUUUAAUUACAAA
Messenger RNA from Scaptodrosophila lebanonensis, 2407 nucleotides. RefSeq names its product prolyl endopeptidase. Gene Ontology annotation, cellular component: cytosol. Gene Ontology annotation, molecular function: oligopeptidase activity; serine-type endopeptidase activity. Gene Ontology annotation, biological process: proteolysis. The transcript is spliced from 10 exons. The record is from RefSeq and is a predicted model, not a curated record. NCBI's taxonomy places the organism in Eukaryota, Metazoa, Arthropoda, Insecta, Diptera, Drosophilidae. The coding region runs from base 15 to 2306 and encodes 763 amino acids.